AGCUGAACGACAGCCAUGGAAACAAGAGAGAGCUAAAACAAGUAACAGCCAUCAAGACGGAAGUGAUUUUUCAAUGGAAGCCAUAGUUCUUUAUCCGUCUCCAGGUAUUGGUCACCUGAUAUCCAUGGUGGAGCUGGGCAAGCUCAUAUUGAGUCACUACCCAUCCUUCACCAUCAAAAUUCUUCUCAUAAACGUACCUUUCAACACCGGAUCCACCGCCGAUUACAUCGCCUCCGUCUCCGCGGCCGUCCCUUCAAUCGCCUUCCGCCAGCUUCCCACUAUUUCUCUUCCUCGAGACCCUGCCUCCUACACUUCAAUUGGAGUCAUGGCGUCUGAGCUUCUCCGCUUCAACACUCCUCAUGUCCAUGACGAACUCCUUUCAAUUUCUCAGAUCUGCAAUGUUAAUGCCCUAAUAAUCGACUUGUUCUGUGCUCCUGUUCUUGGGAUAGCCGCAAAACUUGGAAUUCCAGCGUAUCAUUUCUUCACUUCUGGUGCUAGUUGCCUGGCUUUGUUUUUUCAACUUCCGGUAAUUCAUCAAAACACCAUUAAGAGUUUCAAGGACCUGGAAGGUACUACUGUGGAUCUUUCUUGUUUGCCCCCAGUUCCUUUGUCUCAUAUGCCAACACCGACGUUGGAAAGAAACACAUUUGAAUAUGAAAGUUUUAUAGAUUGUACAGCUCAUCUGAAGAAAUCUGCAGGAAUUAUUGUUAACACGUUUGAAUCUCUUGAACCAAAAGCCGUGAAAGCAUUGGAGGAUGGAGUUUGUGUUCCCGAUGGUCCAACACCGUCGAUUUUCUGCGUCGGACCACUGAUUUCGACAAAUCAUCAAACGGGUGGUGGGCAUGAUAAAAUGCGUGAAUGCUUAACUUGGCUUAACACGCAACCGAAUCGAAGCGUCGUGUUUCUGUGUUUUGGUAGCAGGGGCGUGUUUUCUAAGGAACAAUUGGGGGAAAUAGCAAUUGGAUUGGAGAGAAGUGGCCAAAGGUUCUUGUGGGUCGUACGCGAUCCACCUUCCGAUGUCAAAAGGGAGAGCAUCCUUGUUCAAUCCCUCGAGCCAGAUUUGAAUUCACUGCUACCAGAUGGUUUUUUGGAACGUACCAAGGAAAGGGGAUUGGUCAUGGGCAGUUGGGCACCACAGCUACAGGUGCUAAAUCAUGAAUCGGUCGGAGGUUUCGUGACUCAUUGUGGGUGGAACUCGGCGCUGGAAUCGAUUUGUGCAGGUGUGCCAAUGGUGGCAUGGCCGCUCUAUGCAGAGCAAAAGAUCAACAAAAUAUUGCUGGUGGAGGAGUUGAAGCUGGCAUUGCCAAUGAAUGAGUCGGAGAGUGGGUUGGUGAGUGCAAUUGAGGUGGAGAAGCGAGUUAGAGAUUUGAUGGAGUCGGAUCAAGGAAAAUCAAUGAAGGAACGAAUGCUGGUCAAGAUGAAGGAAGCACUAAAGGCUAUGGGAGAUGGUGGGUCGUCCAGGGUUGCAUUGGCCGAACUGGUCGAGUCAUGGAAGCAAGGAUGGCAUACAAAACCAGCAGAUGAUUAUAAAGAUAUAUACAGUCUUCCUUCUCUGUGUGUCUUAGAAUUAGCCAUGAAGGACACCAUAGCUCUGUAUCCAUCUCCAGGGAGAGGCCACUUGGUCUCCAUGGUUGAACUAGGCAAGCUUAUUGUAAAACAUUACCCUUCAUUCGCAAUCACCGUCAUAAUCCCCUCCAUACCCAACAAAGCCACCAACUACAGCCACUACACGGAGGCCGUCACCGCUGCGAACCCGAACAUCACCUUCCUCCACCUCCCACCCAUCUCGUUCCCUCUGGUAGUGACCGACGUUGUAGCAUCUUUCUUCGAGCAGCCUCGCCUUAACAACCCCAACCUGCACCAAACCCUCGUGGACCUCUCCAUGUCCGGUAAUCUCAAAGCUUUCAUGAUCGAUUUCUUUUGUAAUGCUGCGUAUGAAGUCUCAGAUAGUCUUAACAUCCCGACUUACUAUUACCACACUUCUGGUGCGAGUGGUUUGUGUAUGUUUCUUUACUUUCCUGCGAUGGACAAGAUCAUUGAUGCGAAUGGCUGGAGAGAGCGUGACUUUGAUAUUGAAGUCCCCGGAAUUCCAAAACUUCCAAAAUCAUACAUGCCAGAGUCCGUGAGAAGUGGGUCUGGCAAAACCCACCAGUUUUUCAUCGAAACUGCAAUUCAGAUGGCCAAAUCUACUGGAAUCAUUGUUAAUACAUUCGAAUCGCUUGAACAGAAGGCGGUCAAGGCCUUAGUUGAUGGGCAAUGUGUACCAAAUGUUCCGCCACUGUAUUUCGUCGGUCCGGUGACCGCGACCGAUGAGAGUAAAGAGAAGCACGAGUGCCUGAGUUGGCUCGAUUCGCAACCGAGUCGGAGUGUGGUGUUUCUCUGUUUCGGUAGCAUGGGAGUGUUCUCGGCGAAGCAAUUGAAAGAAAUGGCGAUUGGUUUGGAACGGAGUGGGGUUGGAUUUUUGUGGGUGGUUCGAAAUCCUCCACCGGAGGAACAUAUGCGCAAAUUUACUCCGACUGAGCCAAAUCUGGACUCAAUUUUGCCUGAAGGGUUCCUGGAAAGGACAAAGGAAAGGGGUUUAGUGGUGAAGGUAUGGGCACCACAAGUUGAGGUACUGAGUCAUGAUUCAGUGGGUGGGUUCGUGAGUCACUGCGGGUGGAACUCGACUCUUGAAGCAGUGUCCGCCGGAGUACCUAUGUUGGCUUGGCCUCUUUACGCGGAGCAGCAUGUUAAUGCGAAGGCUUUGGUGGAGGAAAUCAAGGUGGCGUUGCCGGUGACGGAGGCGAAGGACGGGUUUGUUACCGCAUCCGAGUUAGAGAAGCGAGUUACUGAAUUGAUGGACCCGGAGAAAGGUAAAGCCGUGCGAGAACGAGUUUUGGGCUUUAAAAACGAUGCCGUAUCUGCCAAAGGUGAGGAGGGUUCCUCACGUGUUGCCUUAGCCAAGUUAAUUAGCGGGCUUGUUUAAACAAAAGUGUACCUAAGCUUGGGGGCUUAAGCCUUGAGCAUGAAUUAAUAUUCUCCCUUUUGAAUUAGUUAUUUAGCUUUUGUUUGUAUGAUUUUAAUUAAUUAUCGUA
This is a messenger RNA of Tripterygium wilfordii, 3074 nucleotides long. RefSeq lists its product as uncharacterized. The coding region runs from base 74 to 2965 and encodes 963 amino acids. Lineage: Eukaryota; Viridiplantae; Streptophyta; Magnoliopsida; Celastrales; Celastraceae. The transcript is spliced from 4 exons. Gene Ontology annotation, molecular function: UDP-glycosyltransferase activity. The record is from RefSeq and is a predicted model, not a curated record.